Molecule: messenger RNA, 2967 nt
Organism: Nothobranchius furzeri (turquoise killifish)
Lineage: Eukaryota; Metazoa; Chordata; Actinopteri; Cyprinodontiformes; Nothobranchiidae
Gene: cd34
Product: CD34 molecule
Biological process (GO): cell adhesion
Cellular component (GO): membrane
Source: RefSeq, a predicted model, not a curated record
GUCGGUAUAAAGAGACAGAACACAGCCAGGCUUGAUCCUUCUUCUCUGUCCUGCUCACUCAGACCUCACAGGAAAACUUCCAAAUCCCCCGACCCUCCAGCUCCACUUCACUCCCCAAACUUUUCACUACACACACACACACACACACACACACACACACACACCGGUAAGGUUUGCCUACGCUGAGUCACACCAGAGAGGAUGGCUGCAUCCACGUGGAGAAUAAGUGGGCUCUGCAGAAGCAUGGCUGGACUCCUGCUGCUCUGCAUGCUGUUGUUUAGCAGUGGGGUGAUGAGUGAAGAUGAUCCUGCAGUUGUAGAUCAACCAGAUGUACCAACUACCUCCAAUCCCAUGGGAGCAGGAACAGAUGGUCCUGCAGCUACUGGAUCUCCAGCAGCAGAUGUCACUCAGGUCCCUUCAGAUAGCGGAAACUCUGUUGCUCCGUCUGAUGUCCCAAAGAUUUCCAUGACCAUUACAAACAUUCGAGUCAAAACACUGGAAGAGGCUCCUGGAACCACUGCCCCUGCAGUUGCAGACGUGAAAGAGUUAACCCCUGUUGUGCCGAGCGUGAGUUGUGUUGAGAAGAAGGACAUCCCAGAGAAGAGCCACGUCAAGGUUGAAGUAAAAAACUCAGACAAAUGCGAAGAAACAAAAAAAAUUCUUCAAGAGAAUCCUGCAAAGUGGUGCAGCUCUGAACACUGCCAUCUUAAUAUUUUCCAAGAAGGCAACAACGUGUUUGUGGCCAGCAACGAUUCGGCGCCCGGGACUCUGGCUCAAGCACUCAAGAGUGAAAACCUGAAGAAGCUUGGUGUGUCAAAGGUUGAGAACCCGUCAUCAAGCUCAUCUGUAUUUGUGGGAAUUCUGGUUUCUGGUCUUCUUGCUGCCGUUGGGAUCAUUGUGGGCUACUUCAAAUGCCAACAGAGACCGGGCCCAAAAGAGCCAAAGCUGCCGGAGGAGGGCCUUCCAGUGGACCAGGAGAAUCAGGGAAACACCCUAGUGUCCGUGGCCCCCCUCAACCCCCCACCUGAAACCCAGGAGAAGCCUAACAUUAACGGAGAGUCCCCUGAACCAGCCAAGACCCAAACGCCUCCCCCCACCAACGGCCACUCCACUGCCAAGACAGCAGACACAGAGCUGUAAAAUAAUCCCACGGCUACGACAUCCACAGCAGUUCAGGAACUUCCUCUCAUUAACAUGUUCAAACAAACUCAGACAAGCAUGUCCAAACAAAGAAAUUCACAAACCAGUCCUGCUGGGCUGCAGAUGACACUGGGAUUAGGACCCCCCCCCCCCCCCCCCCCCCCCCUCCUACCAGCAGAAAAGGUCCUGUUCUCCUUAGGCUGUGUGCCUCAGCAAACAUCAGGAAAGACUAGUCUGAUAAUGACAAUACUGGCAGAGAAAAAUGAGGCUGAUGAAGACGAAGGCUCAGUUCCCGGGUUGUUGAUGGCAGUCAGGUUUAGAUCAGCUCCUGCUCCCACGGUUGCUCCAGCCUCUGGAGUUUCCCCGCUUCACCCAGUAAACCCCCCGAAACCCCCGAGACAACAUAAACCACAUAAAUAAAAGUGUGUGUGUGUGUGUGUGUGUGUGUGUGUGUGUGUGUGUGUGUGUGUGUGUGUGUGUGUGUGUGCGUGUGUGUGCGUGUGCAUGUGCGUGUGUGUUCUCACAGCCAUAGGGUUCAUAGACUGUACAUAUCAGGACUCACGUCUACGCUUCUCCUGCGUGAUGUCCUGUAAGUGUGAGUACUUGAUAAGGAAUGAGUGUGUGCAUGCGGAGUGUGACUGUGCACGUGACAUUAGCCGUGAAAACUGUACUUUUGUAAAAUAAAAUGAGCUGCGGUGACUGAAGCUUUAAACACAGACCUCUUGUGAGUCUAACAACCCAAGCUCUGUUGCUCACGUGCCUUAUAUUUCAGUUUAAUAACCCAUUUUAAAUAUAUCUUUUGAUACAAAUCAUAACAUGAAGAAAUGUACUCAUGCUUGUGGCAGUUUAUUUGUUUUAUUGGUUUUAUUAUUUGUUUCUAUUUGUUUGCAGACCAUUGGAAGAAAAGGAGUGACUUUAGAAAACUGUAACUAAAAGCAUACUGUGCAUUGGUUUUGUGUCUUUUUUUAUUACAGUCUCCCUCCAGAAUGUGGAAUAACUGCCUUGAUGCACGACACAAAACGUAGCAGAGUCACAAAAAAAGACGUUAAAUUUGUAAAAGUUUACACAUUUGUUGGGUAACGUCACUAAUAUAAUUUAAAAACUCAUCAUUCUGAAUAGUCAGAAUCUGUUUUACCCCCUGACGGAUGAUCCACUUACUAGAGAAAAAUUCUUGUCCCCUUUUAAGGCCUGAAAUGAACAGAAAUAAAUGAGAAAUGAAGAUACUACUAAAUCUAAGCACUAUGGGAUGUUUAAAUAUGUUACCGUAUUGGAACAAAUUAAUAAAAAAAAAUGCCCAAAAAUUUUUGUUUCUGAGCCUUAAAAUGUAACAUGAUUACAUAUUUCUUUGCAAACGGCGGCAUGAAUUUGAUUUGCAUUUGGAAAAAACGGUCCAAAAAGAGUUUUAAACAAUUAGAAAAUCUUGUAAAAGACCAAUAAAAAGGUGGGCUGAAUAGGGAGUUUGAGCCUACUUUACCUCAGUUUAACUGAAAAAAAUAAUAAUAAUAAAAAAUAUAUAUACAUAUAUAUAUAUAUAUAUAUAUAUAUAUAUAUAUAUAUAUAUAUAUAUAAUUUUUUUUCACAUUGUUUAUUUUAGUUUAGAUCAUUUUGUUUCACAGUCAAAAUAUCUAGCAAGUAACAGAGUUGACAAAAGUUUUUUACACUUUUCUUGUGAUUUUGCAAAGUUUUGGAUUUGUGGCCAAGUGCAGCUAUAACACGUUUUCCUGUGGAGCUUCUUUGUCUUUGAUUCUUUAAAACGAACGUUUGACUUUACUCACCUUUAACGUGAAAAAUAAAUAAAUAAACAAGAAAUGACUCAUUUCUUAUAAA